UAUGAGUUAAGGAAGAGCGAGAAGAUGGGUGAAUGGCUAACUUAAAUACUACUCUCUCUCUCUCUCUCUCUCUAAAACAUUAAACCUUGUCCAUAAGUACAGACCAAAGUAACUGUAACCCAGUGUAUCUUUCCUUGGAUAAGGAAUGUGAGAUGGCAUAGAAUAAUCAUCAUUCACCGCUGUUGUUUCUUUCCAUGUAGCCCUCCCAAGGAACCACUCCUUAUAUUCGCCACCAAGGAGCCAAGUCAAGACACCAAGUGUUCCAUGGAAGUACUUGGGUUCACAACAGAGACUACUCUUUCUCAGACUACUUCAACCCUAUCAGAAACGCCUCAUGUGGUGGCCAAGCAAGAGUGCAUGAUGGUGUUGGAGGAGGCGGAGGAGAAGCAGCAGGAAGAAGGUGGAGAGCAACCCAAGUUCAACGAGGAGUUAUUGGACCUCAGCCUGUCCAACAAGGAUGCAGGGGAGAAGUCCCCGUCGUUGAGCACGAGCACGCCAGUGCUCGAGCUCAACCUCAUCGAGUCUUUGGGUGGUGCAGAGCCAAGCACUGCCUCGGGGGCGCUACCUCAUCGGGGGUCGCCGGAGUCGGAGCCCCGCGUGUUCUCCUGCAACUACUGUCGCCGCAAGUUCUACAGUUCGCAGGCGCUCGGCGGGCACCAGAACGCGCACAAGCGCGAGCGAUCCCUCACCAAGAACGGCGCCCGCCCUGGCGCUCGCCUCGGCGACCACCCCAGCCACAGGUUUCCGCCCAGCAUGGCAGCGCUGCCACUGCACGGCAUGUAUGGCGGGAGGCCUUUGGGAAUCCAGGUGCACUCGAUGAUACACAAGCCCUGCUAUGGCUCUUCUCUGAACGAGCGGCAACCUGGAGUAGGGAGGCUGAUGGCCAGGGAGGACUUCUGUGCAAGGACGUCGGCUCUGGCGGCGAGGUUUGAUGAGCCCCAGGCGGUGAUCGGAGGCCACCGGUGGAUUGACGCCGGAGACCAAGUCAUAGUAGGGAAGAAGGAGGUGCAGAAGCUUGACUUGACCUUAAAGCUCUAAAGAGUUGGUAGCAGCUCAGUCUUUGUGGUUGGGGAUUACCCUUUUUCGUUCUUCUUUCUUCUCUACCCUCGUUACUCUACUUUGUCACAGAUUUGUUUGCUCAGAUGCUGUCUCCUUUCAAUAAUAGUUCACCAUUGGUAAA
Messenger RNA from Musa acuminata AAA Group (dessert banana), 1180 nucleotides. Its product is annotated as zinc finger protein 1-like. Lineage: Eukaryota; Viridiplantae; Streptophyta; Magnoliopsida; Zingiberales; Musaceae. Bases 265 to 1038 code for a protein of 257 amino acids. Gene Ontology annotation, biological process: negative regulation of abscisic acid-activated signaling pathway. The record is from RefSeq and is a predicted model, not a curated record. The transcript has a single exon.